AUGCUGGUAGAUGAAAUCACUGCCCACAAAGAGUUUGCAGUCUUGGACUCCAAGGACAUGCUGGGAUCCUGUUCCCCCGUCAUUCUAAAUGGCACAAAGGUAGUUAACAUUGUCAGAGAGCCUUUCUAUGAAAAUGGUCCAGGAAAGACUUAUGUCAGUUCAGUGAAUGCUCGUUUUUAUGACCUCAGUGCCCUGCCAGGUAAGCAAGCCCUGACUGCCCUGGAAGUGAAUUGGAGGGUGUUUGCUGUCAGCUCUUAUGGGCCCCUUAGGAGAGCUCUAAAGCCAGUUGCAUACUGGUUGCAGGAUGCUCUGCUAGUUUUCUGCCCCAAGAUUUUUGUGGAGAGGACCAGACAUUUCCUGACCUUACCUGCCGCUGGACUUGGAAACGGUAGGUCGGUCUGUCGGCCUCGAAAGAACGGGGUGUGGCUCGUCUGGGCUAAGGUUGAUUUUCACAUCCCUCUACCUGUUAACUAUCCACGAAGGCAGCCAUUCUGGGACCCCUUGAGACUUUCCCUCUUCACUUUGGGGAUCGUGAUUGUGAUAGGUAUUGCCAUUGGCAUAGUGACACAUUUUGUGGUCGAGGAUGAUCGCUCUUACUAUUACCUCGCCACCUUCAAAGUCACAAAUAUCAAAUACACUGACAGAUAUGAAAGAAAAACCUCAAGGGAGUUUGUGGAACGAAGCCACCAAAUCGAAAGAAUGAUGUCCAAGCUAUUUCAACAAUCUUCUAUAGGAAGAAAGUACAUUAAAUCACAUGUGAUCAAACUGGGUCCAGAUGAAGGAGACGUGAAGGUCCUUAUGGUUCUGCUAUUUCGCUUCCCAUCGGGCAACUCUGGUGGAAACAUCAGGAAAAUGAUCGAAAGUAUUUUGCACCAGAAACUGAAGACGCAAAAGCUUCCCUUGGCUAUCAGUCGGUCUUCAGUUAAAAUAAAAGUGAUCGAUUCCAGAAAGAUGAGGAACCUUCUCAACGGCCGCUGCGGAAUCCGGAUGACGGCAGCCUCCUUGCCGAUGACGGCCGUGUCCACCAUGGACAGGAUCGUCAAGGGGACGAUGGCGGCCCUGGACGGGGAGUGGCCGUGGCAAGCCAGCUUGCAGCUGCGAGACAAGGGCCACCAGUGUGGAGCCAGCCUCAUCAGUAACACGUGGCUCGUCACGGCGGCCCACUGCUUCCUUCAGAACAAGAACCCGAGCCAAUGGGUCGUCAGCUUUGGGACGACGAUAAAUACUCCGGUAGAGAAACGCACCGUCAGUACCAUCAUCACUCACGAAAGGUUCAACAGCUUCUCUCACGACAACGACAUCGCGCUGAUCCAGCUGUCCAGGAAGGUGGACUUCUCCAACAAGGUCCAACAUGUCUGUCUCCCGGAGACAUCUGCAAAACUGCCCCCGAAAACCGGCGUCUUUGUCACGGGCUUCGGAUCAGUCAUGGAUGACGGACCAAUCCAGAAUACCCUUCGACAAGCCAGGGUGGAAAUUAUAAGCACCGACGUGUGUAACCAAGAGGACGUGUAUGAUGGCGCAAUCACAAGUGGGAUGCUGUGUGCCGGAUACAUGGAGGGGAAAGUAGACGCUUGCAAGGGUGAUUCUGGAGGCCCUUUGGUGUAUCCUGAUCAUCGGGACGUCUGGUAUCUUAUUGGAAUAGUGAGCUGGGGACAGUCGUGUGCUUUGCCCAAAAAACCAGGCGUGUACACGCGAGUGGCUCAGUAUCGGGACUGGAUUGCCGCCCAAACCGGGAUCUGA
Messenger RNA from Tachyglossus aculeatus (Australian echidna), 1740 nucleotides. RefSeq names its product transmembrane protease serine 11F-like. The record is from RefSeq and is a predicted model, not a curated record. NCBI's taxonomy places the organism in Eukaryota, Metazoa, Chordata, Mammalia, Monotremata, Tachyglossidae. Gene Ontology annotation, biological process: proteolysis. Gene Ontology annotation, molecular function: serine-type endopeptidase activity. Bases 1 to 1740 code for a protein of 579 amino acids. The transcript has 14 exons.